Bombyx mori (domestic silkworm) is the source of this 4275-nucleotide messenger RNA. It is a transcript of the gene Phax, whose product is annotated as phosphorylated adapter RNA export protein. Gene Ontology annotation, cellular component: nucleus. NCBI's taxonomy places the organism in Eukaryota, Metazoa, Arthropoda, Insecta, Lepidoptera, Bombycidae. The transcript has 6 exons. The coding region runs from base 1935 to 3194 and encodes 419 amino acids. The record is from RefSeq and is a predicted model, not a curated record. Gene Ontology annotation, biological process: snRNA export from nucleus.
CAUCAAAGUGAGAUACAACCCUCUACUUCUAAAACAAAAUAAAUUACAAACAACAAUUCCAGGAUUAGUUGUUACGGUAUGAAUAUUUUAGAAUGGUUGCGACGUGAUUCACGAUAUCCCUAUCGUGCCUAUUGUGCAAUACAUCGAUGAAUGCCGACAUGAGGGCAUUGAAAAGCCUAAGUUCAUCAAUAAUCCAAGAACUAAGAUAUUUUUAAAACUUCUACGGCAAGCGUAUUUUAAAUGUCGUCAACGUCUUUAGUAUCAAUGCCUUAAACCGCGAAAAUAAAGCUAGCAAGUUGUAUUACUAGGAAAACGAGAUAUGGAGGAUGCGCUAUAACCACGAGUUGUGUGAUAUUUACAAGGAUCCUAAUAUCAUAACAACUAUAAAAAUUGAACGCCUACGAUGGGCAGGACAUGUGGUUCGAAUGGAGAAUACCAGAAUGCCAAGACAACUGCUCUAUGGCAAAUCAGAGGGCCGCAGAAGUCGUGGCAUACCCAAACUCCGAUGGUUGGAUGGCGUGGAGUGCGACCUCAAAGUUAUCGGUGUCAGGAACUGGAAGGAGAAAGCCCUGAACAGAGCAGUCUGCAGAGACAUACUGGACCAGGCUAAGUCCCACCCUGGGCUGUAAGACCUAAGAUGAUGAGGUUGUAUUACUGAGCAUAGAAUAUCUCAAAACUAUAGAUCUUCUAGUUGACUUUUUGCCAAAAAUGUUUCCAGAUUCCGAGAUAGCAAAGAAAAUCAAAACAAAAUUCUGCGCCGUAAAAAAUAAUAUUUUGGGCCCACAUCAUCGGGGCAUUGACCCGCAGACACAAGGCACUGAGUUUCUCGCCGAAUCAUCUCAGUGGAUCUCGAUUCCGAUCCAGUAGAUACAACGAAGUACUGAACUGAUCCCCGAUAGUUGCAUUGGUUUUAGCAAACGUCCGAAAUCUCGAGGAUGAGGAUUUUAUGAACUUAGCAAACUUCAUGUUCAGCAUCUCAAGACUAUGAAAUUCAAACGUAGAACAUGACGAAAGGUUAGCGCAAGAAAUGGCAUCAAAAGAAAGAAAAUGAAUCGGUUGCUUAAAUAAACAAUCAAGUGAAAUUUUUAACACGCCCUUACCGGUUGCUUAAAUUUUAAACCAAGCUAUAAGGCUUUCAUAGUUAAAAUUAAUAAAAAUGAAACUGCUUUAUGUUAGACAGAGAAUGAUUUAUUUUAUUUUUAAUUAAUACAUGUGAUUUUCAGAACAUAAAGGUAUAUUUAUUUACCUGUAAAAGUGCAGUAUUUAACUAGAAUAUACCGUAUAUUUUAUUUAAAUAAUAAAACGCUGUAAAAUAUAAAUCUUGUCUGGCAGCACUGCAGUGAAUACCGAAAACUAGGGGACUUUUUGGCGGGAACGCGAGGAGUGAAGUUGUGUGAUUUGUUUUAUUUUGUCUAUUUAGUGUUUCUUCGGGUUUAAAUGUGUAAUAAUGGUGGUUUAUUAACUGUUUAAUAUCUGUGAAAGUGCACAAAUGUGGGAAAAUGAAACAAAGCCUCUGGACGUAACUUCUCGGGAUCCUCCAAAAAGUCCACUGAAAAAAUCUCAGUAAAUGACCACCAUUUUACUAAGAUUAUGUUUCAUCCCAUAUCAUGUCAUUUCAUCCCAAUAGAUUAAUAUCUCAAAUUAAUCAUCUUCAUUUCAUAUCACUCCAUAUUAUCAUUUUUCAUAAAAAUAAGAAUAUAAAUUAAAAAUAAGACAUGACUUAAAGGUCUCAGUAACCAGGUCAUAAAACCAUUUAAAAAAAAAAUUACUGAAAACUAUACUCUAUACCAAAGUUUGCUAUCUAUGACUAUGUUAAAUACAAAAAGACAAAAGUGCUAAAAAUUUUGCAAUUAGCCGACUAGUAUUUGUGUAUGAGUUUCAUUAUAAUACCUUAAUGAUAAAUGACAUUCUGGUGCUAAAUCAAUCACAUCAAGAUGAUGUCGACAACAGAAGUGGAAAUAGACUUUGAUCCAACAAGCGAGCGCGAAGAGGGGGAGUUGGAAGAUUCAGAUGUAGAAGAAGGUACCUAUAUCCCCUUAACAAGACCAGAAGCUUUCAACCCUCCAUCCUUAGUACACAUGCAAAUUCAAGAUGAACAAAGCGAUGAUCCAUCACCAGAGUCAUCAGCUACAGAUUCUGAUGAAGAACCCAGGAGGCGUGCUAAACGCACAAAAGUCAGACCAAGAAGGCCGCAACCUCAACCCCAAAAUAAUAAAAGGGAGAAAUAUAAUGUGUGGUAUAGAGCUUUGCAGGAAGAACUACUCUCGGAAGACAUGAUUGGUUUCGAUGUCUCAAAGAAACGAAGAUAUGGUGUUGAAUCUUAUGAUUACACAAUAAAGUACCGAUUAGAAGAAGAGUUAGCAUCAGGAAAUGCUUUUACAAAAAAUAGCAACUCCAAUAGAGAUGUGACGUCUAACAAACGAAAGCACUCUGACAGAUCUAAUGUAAAGCUAAGAUUGGGUAAAAGAAUUAAUAGUAAUUCUCAUAUUGAAGAGAAACAUGCUCCAAAAUACUUGAAGGAUUUGAUGGUUAAUGCAGAAGAUCCGUUAGAUAUAGUAGCAUCUGAUAUAGCUGAUAAAUUAUCAGAAGAAAAAAAAGAAUUAAUACACAGAAUCGUAGGAGCAAUUGGAUCACAGAAAGCAAUGGAAUUGUUUAAAGAAACACAGAAAAUAGAGGCUGAUGGUGGCAUGCUUGUAAUGAAUGGAACACGUCGUAGGACCCCAGGCGGUGUGUAUUUUUUUCUUCUGAAGCGUGAUGACGAAAUCUCCCAGGACGUAGUCAGUAAACUUUUCGCUGAAGAAAAAAAGGAGAAUACGCGCCGUAUAAAGAAAAUUCACAAUAAAAGUCGUCAGAAAGCUAUGGAGCAACUAAAACAAACUUUAACCGACUCGGAGCUACCGUCGUUAGUAUCUCGCGGCGAGACAACGGCACAAUCGGAGCACGGAUCGAAUCCACCCCCCUCCCCGGCGACGGACGCCCGUGAGUGUUCCAGUGACACGGACGCGCACUCGCACACUGAGGCGGACGCGCACGCACUAACAGAGGAGCACUCGCACGCGCGAACACAGGCGGACGCGCCUGCGCCGUCAGCACCUGCCGCCCCGUCCGUCAGCAACGACCCCCGCUCCAUACAAGAAUACGAAGACGACGACUUCCUUGAUGUCAUGUGUAAUGAUGACAUGGACCUGUUCUAAACACAAGUCUGAUACUGCAGCUCCUUUUUUUUUUAAUGAGAUCCGUUAAUCGUGUGUAAUUAUCUUGUCAUGGGACAAGAUAAACUCGAAUGAUUGUUGUUAAUUUAUCGUUUUAAGGUGCGUCAUGUUCGCGCUCGCAAUUUGUCAGUUUUGCAUAUACCUUCCUUCAAUUACAUAAAAUUGGUCCGAAUAUGUAAAUAUGUAUUUGAAAAUAAAUUAAAAAUAAUCUAAUGAAAGACUGAGUAGAUGUUUCGGUAGUAAAUAAGUUUCUCUAUUUUUAAUUUAUAUAAGUCUUAAUAAAGUAAUCAAGACAUAACGGACGGCAGUGGCUCUGCUUUUGGCCUUGUCGAUGUUCACCGAUACCAAGAAGAAUAAAAGUAUGUGGUCUAUUACUUUAUCUUCGAAGUCCAUAAAAAAAGUCAAGUAACUGUUAUAAUUAUAAAUAUCACUACAAACUAAUUUUGCGAGUGGGAACAUUAUGUAUAUCAUUUAAUUACCAUUAGUUUAUUCUAAUACAGAGUAAAAAACCUCUGACCAUAAGUUACUGAAGACUUCAAUUUUAGUGUUUGAAGACUUGUAAUUAAUUACUGUAAGCAUAGGGUGGGUGUUACUGCUCGUUACAGUAAAAAGCACUGUGCUAAGAACAUGGCUUAAAGAUUUUUUCAUAAACCAUAUAUAAAAAAAUGUGUAAGGCACCCAUACAUUCAUUGUUUUGUUCAUGCAAGUUGGUUAAUUAUUGUACAAAAACCUCUGCAAUUUUAAUGUGUAGGUAUAAUAAAUCUAAUCUUAUAUGCUCGAAAGAAAACUAUAGUAUAGUCUACCCCUUAUAGUGUUAGAUCAGCCUAAAGAAUCUAUAUUUUUAUACCUCAAAAUAUUAUAUCAAAAUUAAGUCACUUUUUAGAAUGCCACUGAAGCUAACUUAUCUGUGUGCAAUAGUUUCAUCUUUCUAUGUACACUGUAUGUUAAGUGCCUUCACAUGUAAUCAGUGUUACAAAGAGUAUAAAACUCUUAUGUUAGAACUAAUAAUUGAAAACGCAUGUUUAAUUUUGUUUAGUUCCAUUAAAUAGUUUUAUAUAAAUAA